Pelobates fuscus (common spadefoot toad) is the source of this 1519-nucleotide messenger RNA. RefSeq names its product interleukin 20 receptor subunit beta (gene IL20RB). Gene Ontology annotation, molecular function: cytokine receptor activity; interleukin-20 binding. Bases 163 to 1095 code for a protein of 310 amino acids. The transcript is spliced from 7 exons. NCBI's taxonomy places the organism in Eukaryota, Metazoa, Chordata, Amphibia, Anura, Pelobatidae. Gene Ontology annotation, cellular component: plasma membrane. Gene Ontology annotation, biological process: cytokine-mediated signaling pathway. The record is from RefSeq and is a predicted model, not a curated record.
AGUCUGUAGGUGAAGAACCAGAUUUCCAAGUAGUAGUCUGGUUGAGACAUGCAUGCUGAAUGUGGCUUUUCACAGCCCAGGCAACAGUAGAAUUAUGGCCGUGCCACUUCAUGUACCAAGUGGAUACAUAGCGUUCAUGGAGAUUUCUGGACAGAUUGGACAAUGAGCAUUUUUCAAGGGCAUUUACUCACAGUGGCAGCGAUGAUGGCCUGCUUGACAUUUAGUUUAUCAACGCCUACAGGAAAAUCAACGAUUCCUGCCCCUCAGAACAUCUCUUUGACGUCCAUCAACUUUAAGCACAUCCUGACAUGGAAUCCCUUACCAGUGGAGUGGGGAAACGUUACCUACACAGUCAGGAUUCAAGGAGAAUAUGAGCGCUACCAUAAGAAGCAUGAUUGGAUAGAAGCUGAAAAUUGUCAUUACAUCUCUGUCCCUUUCUGUAAUCUGAGUAAGGACAUUCCCACCAACGUCCUGUAUGAAAUACAGGUUCGAGCAGAGCUGGAAAACAGGACAUCAGACUGGGCCCCACUAGGCUACCUGUUUCGAAAAAAUUCAACUCUUCUUAUACCUCCAAACAUAACCCUUCUUGAUGUAGGACAUAAGCUGAUUAUUGAAAUUGAAAACCUUGGUUCUUCCUUUGAGUACUAUGCAUUCUAUUGGAAAAGGUCUAAUAAAGAGCUAGAUGUGAAGACUAUGAAGCUGAAUAAACACACAACAUCUGUUGUCUUGACAGACACUGACCCCAAUAAUGAAUACUGUGCAUAUGUGGUGGCAUAUGCAGUUGGCCGAAACAGCAGUAGUAGCAAUACAGCUUGCAUUUUUGUGGAAGCACAUAAACUCUCCAAAUUUAUUAUUGGUAUCAUCUCCUUAUUUGUGGCCAUCGCUGGACUUGUAGUGGUUUCUAUACUAGUAUGGAAAAUAUUUCAGCUGGUGCGGUUUUCCUACUUCCCAAAAGUGGAUAUUCCAGAAGCACUGAUGAUGACUGAAAACUACAACUCAAAAAAAAUCUACAGAGACAGGACCCACAACAGUCAACACAGUGACGAAAGGUAUCUACAGUGGACAAGGAAUGACUAUGAACGUGGAAAAUUAUGACACCAAAGAUAUAAAGUAUUAACUUUUUCCUAAACAAACCCAGCUAAUAAAGCUGGAUGGUGCCAGGUAACCCCACGAGAAGAGUCUUGCUUUAUACAGAGAAGGACCACGAUGCACUGUGAGUCUCCUUGAAGAAACUUGUGAAUGUUACUGAGUAAGUUUACUCAGUUUUACUGCGUUUUUUUGGACUCAUACUCUUUAUUAUGAUGAAUGGAUAUGGUAGUUGAGAGACAUUGGAACGCAAGAAUCCUAAGGUCACAUGCUCCUGCAUCUUAUGAGAAUUGUACCAUUUGGUUUUGCAUCUUCAGUAUCCAGGAAAUGGCAUCAACUGCUACGGUUUCAGUAUUCUUGUUUCAACUUGCUUGAACUUGUUCACUACCCAGCACGUUUUAAUUAAAACAUAUUAGCAUACCAUUUACUUAAA